This is a messenger RNA of Echinops telfairi (small Madagascar hedgehog), 466 nucleotides long. RefSeq names its product agouti related neuropeptide (gene AGRP). The record is from RefSeq and is a predicted model, not a curated record. Gene Ontology annotation, cellular component: extracellular region. The coding region runs from base 38 to 436 and encodes 132 amino acids. Lineage: Eukaryota; Metazoa; Chordata; Mammalia; Afrosoricida; Tenrecidae. Gene Ontology annotation, molecular function: neuropeptide hormone activity; type 1 melanocortin receptor binding. Gene Ontology annotation, biological process: neuropeptide signaling pathway; adult feeding behavior; hormone-mediated signaling pathway. The transcript has 4 exons.
ACUCUUGGGGCAGGGACCCAGCGAGCACAGCCAGGUCAUGCUGUCGGCAAUGCUGCUGAGUUGUGCCGUGCUGCAGGCACUGCCCACCAUGCAGGGGGCCCACAUGGGCCUGGCCCCACUGGAGGGCUUCAGAGGACCUGUUCGAGCCCUGUUCCCAGACUUCCCAGGCCCGGGUCUGCAGUCUCCAUGGAAGAGGACAUCGGCAGAACAGACAGGAGAGCUCCUGCUGGAGGAAGCAGAGGUGUUGGCUCAGGCGCUAGACCCGCAGGGCCGAGAGCAGCGCUCCUCACGUCGUUGCGUGCGGCUGCAUGAGUCCUGUCUGGGACACCAGGUGCCCUGCUGCGACCCAUGUGCCACCUGCUACUGCCGCUUCUUCAACGCCUUCUGCUACUGCCGCAAGCUGGGUACUACCACGCACCCCUGCAGCCGCACUUAGCUGGCCGACUAAGCAGGGUGGGGGCCUGGA